GAUGAAAUCAGAAGAAAUGAUAUUUUUGCUAUUUCUAUUUAUGAAGUUCGUUUUCUUAAAUGGGCUAACUACAGUUCCAGCGAAAAGGACUACAGCGACAGCAGCCAUAAACAAAUGUGAACGUGUGGAUAUAUCAGGUUUACUGAACGGGUUAGGAGAUAUACAAUACACAUUGACGGAUUUUACGAAUCACGUUUCUAAUCUUAAAGAAGUGCCUGCUAUUUCAACCAAAUUAAAUGAAAUGCUUACCGCUGUUGAUAACAAAACAUUUCAAUGUGUUAAUGAUAGUAUCUUGUUAGAAUCACAGUUAAAUACAAGCGUAAAAAUUGAUAAAUCGUUAGAAAUGAUUAAUGGCAGUGCGAUGUGUGCAUGUGCAAAUAGAGAUAAGUUACAGAAAGAUAAUAGAGAAAUAUAAGCUAAGCUAGAACAGUUGGGGACAAUUUCAAAUACAAUUAAUGAAGUCGUUCAGAUAUGUGAAAAAGGGACAAAUGAAAUAAAAGACACACUGGAUAUUGUUAUCAACAAAAUUUCUAGACACGACAACAACAUCGAGUCUCCUCAGGACCUUCAAGUAAUGAAGACAAUGCUGGAAAAAAUUACACAACAAGUGACUACCUUUGACGAUUCAAAAUGCAGAUGCGCAGAUCAAUUCAAAGUUCUGUAUGACAAAGGUUGCAAAGGCGUUGAUGAAGUUCUCGAAAAGCUUAACAAAACUGGACAACAGGAUAAUCAAUGUAAAAAUGAAACAACACAGGAAAUUCUAAUUGAAAUGAACAAACAGCUAGAUACUAUCAUCAAAACAGUUAGUAAUGGAGGAACACAAGAUUGCGGUUGCCUAGAAAAAGCUCAAUUUGAAGAAGAAAUGCCUCAAUAUUGUGGUGAUAGAGGGAAAAAAAAAACAAAAAGAAAUAAAAAAGAUAAGAACGACAAGAAAGACAAGAAAAAGAAAAAAGAGAAAGAAAGACCCUACGAAAUAUCGGAUGAGGGUUUAGAACAGCUACUAUCUGAAUAUGAAGUCUGCAUAAAAGAUGCAACACGUGACCUUGACAGAUGGUUCGACGAUGACAAAUGGAGCAGAAUGCCAAUGAGUGUAAAAUUGAUAAUGGUAUCCCUAUAUUGUAAAGUUAGCUUUAAAGCACUGGAUGACCAGAAAACAAAAGAUUUUAUGAGCAUGAAAUCGGCACUAGAGAAAGGCGAGUGGAAAGAUGCUGCUGAUAGAUUACGACGGACAGACUGGGCUAAACAAUAUCCUGAUGCUGCCAACAGUCUUAUAGAAAGACUGAAAAACAUUAAAGACAAAAUGAGAAAAGACUAG
Ruditapes philippinarum (Manila clam) is the source of this 1315-nucleotide messenger RNA. RefSeq lists its product as uncharacterized. The record is from RefSeq and is a predicted model, not a curated record. Gene Ontology annotation, molecular function: lysozyme activity. The coding region runs from base 575 to 1315 and encodes 246 amino acids. The transcript has 3 exons. Lineage: Eukaryota; Metazoa; Mollusca; Bivalvia; Venerida; Veneridae.